CCAUUACUAUGUUUUAGAGACAUUGCAGUGGCUGGUAUUCUUUAUAUUUAUUGUUCGCUGAGGUGACGCGAGGUCAGUAAAACAGGAGAAAAUCUUUCGUGGAUAGAGGCUAAAAUGAAAGGAGCGUGGAAGUCAUGUUUGUGGCCGUCAUGUGAAAUGUUAGUUUGUAACAUGACUCAGAGCGUCACAGGCGGAAGGUCACGGAGCAGCAGAACGGAACGGAAGCGGGAGUAAAAAGCCUAUCCGCCAUUGUGGAAUAUGGUAAGGGAUAUUCCAGUAAGACGCUAGUCACUUUCAGAUUGACUGAUAAAAAAACAUCUGUGGCAGAAUCGCACACAGCCACUGACACCUUCUCCGUAGACACAAAGUCGCCGUUUGUAGCAACCAGAAGGUCCGGAUCGUCGUCAAGAAGCGACCGCAGAGGGAAAAACGUCGCCUUGUAACCUUAACAGAGUGAUUGGACAACCCGAGAGACGAGCCAGGAAAGCGCCGAAGUGCAGAGAGAGGCAGGGGGGAAGUCGUGGACAGUCUCACAAACAGCGAUCAGUGUCGGCUCCUGGAGGAUGUCUGCGACCACAGUCGAUCAGAGACCCAAAGGACAAGGAAAUAAAGUGCAAAACGGAUCAAUGCAUCAGAAAGAUGGCGUGAAUGAUGAUGAUUUUGAGCCUUAUCUAAGCGGCCAGACAAAUCAGAGUAACAGCUAUCCACCAAUGUCUGACCCCUACAUGCCCAGCUACUAUGCCCCAUCUAUUGGCUUCCCCUACUCUCUGGGAGAGGCUGCUUGGUCCACAGCAGGAGACCCUCCUAUGCCCUAUCUAACUACCUACGGACAGAUGAGCAAUGGCGAGCCACACUUCAUCCCUGACGGUGUGUUCAGCCAGCCAGGUGCCCUGGGGAACACCCCCCCUUUCCUCAGCCAACAUGGCUUCAACUUUUUCCCUGGUAAUGCGGACUUCUCCACCUGGGGCACCAGUGUUUCUCAGGGACAGUCCACACAGAGCUCAGUCUACAGCAACAGCUAUGGGUACGCCCCCAGCUCCCUGGGUCGAGCCAUCACGGACGGACAAGCAGGUUUUGGAAGCGACACCCAGCUCUCCAAGGUGCCAGUGCUGAACAGUAUUGAGCAGGGAAUGACAGGGUUAAAACUGGGUACCGAUAUGGUGGCGGCUGUCACCAAAACUGUAGGCUCACCCUUAGGAGGCACAGGAGCAAUGAGCAGUAUGGCAGCCAAUAACCUUCCUCCAUCUGUCAGCUCAUCCACACCUAAAACCGCCUCCUGGGCAGCCAUUGCCAAGAAGCCAGCCAAGCCACAGCCUAAGGUCAAACCCAAAGCCAACAUGGUGAUGGGGGUAGGCAAUACCAUACCCCCACCCCCCAUAAAGCACAAUAUGAACAUUGGAACUUGGGACGAUAAGGGCCCUCUGAACAAGCCCCCAUUAGCUCAGACUAUGAUGCCCCCACAGCCUCUGGUGCAGCAGCCCCUCCUUGCUCAGCCCCAGCCCUUACUGCAGAACCCUUUGCCUCCACAGCCCCAACACCAACACCAACACCAACACCCGCCCCAGCACCAGCACCAACACCAACACCAACACCAACACCAACCCUUCCAGCUUCAGUCUCUGCAGUCUCCCCAGCACCCUCACCCUCACACUCACCCUCACCCUCAGACUCUGCCCCCGGGCCCCCCGCAUCUGCACCUCUCCUCUCAACCCGGCCCCCCACAGCCCCUCCAUCAGCAGCCCGGCCCGCCUCCCAACCGUUGGGUGGCUCCCAGGAACCGCGGCGAGGGCUUUGGUCUGGGAGGGGGACUCCCGCUUAGUGCCUCCCCCUGCUCUGGAGAAGUGCACCCAGUUCUGGAGAAACUGCGCGCGCUCAACAACUACAACCCCAAAGACUUUGACUGGAACUUGAAAAAUGGACGCGUUUUCAUUAUCAAGAGCUAUUCGGAAGACGACAUCCACCGAUCGAUCAAGUAUUCUAUCUGGUGCAGCACAGAACAUGGCAACAAGCGUCUGGACGGCGCCUACCGCACGCUGGUCAACAAGGGGCCGCUCUACCUGCUGUUCAGCGUCAACGGCAGCGGGCACUUCUGUGGCGUGGCCGAAAUGCGCUCACCGGUGGACUACAAUGCCUAUGCAGGCGUCUGGUCUCAGGACAAGUGGAAGGGCAAGUUUGAGGUGAAGUGGGUUUUCAUCAAAGAUGUGCCCAACAACCAGCUGCGACACAUCCGGCUGGAGAACAAUGACAACAAGCCGGUGACCAACUCCAGGGACACUCAGGAAGUGCCUCUGGAGAAGGCCAAACAAGUGCUUAAAAUUAUCGCCACUUACAAGCAUACCACCUCAAUCUUUGAUGACUUUGCACAUUACGAGAAACGUCAGGAAGAGGAGGAGGCUCUGAGGAAGGUGAGACAAAUGCAUUUAAAGAGCGCCUUCUGUGCUGAUGUGCAUGACACACUUACAUGUUAUUAGGGAGGCUAACCUUCGCUGUCUGGGCUGGAGCCAGAGUGUAAUCACCCGAUCUCGCUCCACCUGCUGUGAGACAGAGGUUUUUUUUUAACAUCCUGUCUGGCGAGACGGGCCAGAUUGAUAGGCCACCAUUACUCGAGGCGGUUUCAGGAAGCCCCGGUUCUUCAUCAGCCAUCUUCUGCCGUCGAGUGUGUGUUGAUCUGCCCAAGUGGAGAUACAUGCAUGGAGCUUUCCUGAAAUAGCCCACAUUCCAGGCAUUCCUUCCCUCAGACAAAGGCAGAUGUAGUCUCUGAUCUCCCUUUGAAUGCCAGGCCUCUCUCCUCUCCACAGGCUCCUCAUGCUUUAUUAGUCUUUAAUGUAAGCCCUCGGCGUGCAGACUGGCUGCAGCGUGCCUCAGAGCUGGCACCGUUCGCCUCCAAUGGUCUAAAUGGUUUAUUUCUUAAAUGCAUCCUGGCAAAUGUCAAGAUUUAAAAAAUAAAAAGGUGAGGAUUACAUUGUCUGUGCACAUAUCUCUGAAAAGCCCGUGCCCUCAUGAGGUAAACUAAAACAUGAGUGUUUGAAUGUUGCAGUGGUAAUAAGAGCGGUGCUUCACAUGUGUUAGUCUAAGUAGUGAAAACUGUUGCUGUGGCAGAAUCGCCUCAUUUCAUCUGUAGCUUUCUGCUGCACCCGUUCUCAGAUUCAACCGUAUGCUAAUCUCGCUGAAUGUAGACCCCCCCCCCACGACUCCCUCCUUUUCUCCUGCUCCUCCACUGUCGAUGCUCCAAUGAUGCUAUAUUGACUCCUCACUGCUGACCUUGUUAAUAUGCGCUGGAUUACUUUCUCAUAAAUAUUUCAAGUCAGUGUUUUCAGGCUUCUGAAAACAACCUGUCAGUUGAAAGCCUGUUUCAUCCUGUGCCGCGCAGCCCUCGCGCCGUGUUGUUUUUGUAGCCAUGACCCCUUACAUGACAGGAUCGGCCGGAUGGAGGCCUCACCCUCCUUGCCCUGACAAGGUUAAUUGUUUUCUGUUGUUUGGCCUGUCCUCACCUAAGUUGGAGAGGUGUCAAAGCAGCGCGGUUGCCUGCACUGUAGCGCCUUGUUUUUAAGAUAACCUUGGAUCCAAAUGUUGAUGCAGGAUGUUAUUAAUACAACUAAUCAUUAAUAUGGAAAGAUUAGCGCCUCACAUUGUGUGAUGCUUGAGGAACAUUGGACGUGUCACUCUGAUGUAAUGUUUAACCAGAUAGGUUUUAUUUGUACAAAUUAGAUAAAAUAUGAAUAAAAAUAUUGAAGGUA
Messenger RNA from Betta splendens (Siamese fighting fish), 3737 nucleotides. RefSeq names its product YTH N6-methyladenosine RNA binding protein F3 (gene ythdf3). Gene Ontology annotation, molecular function: mRNA binding; N6-methyladenosine-containing RNA reader activity. NCBI's taxonomy places the organism in Eukaryota, Metazoa, Chordata, Actinopteri, Anabantiformes, Osphronemidae. The transcript is spliced from 4 exons. The record is from RefSeq and is a predicted model, not a curated record. Gene Ontology annotation, biological process: mRNA destabilization. Gene Ontology annotation, cellular component: cytoplasm. Bases 564 to 2471 code for a protein of 635 amino acids.